AUGCUCAGUCGUUUAGUUAGCUCGGUAUCACGCAGAACUCUUCAGCGCUCAUUUGCAGCCAAAAAUAUAAAAUUCGGCAGAGACGCAAGAGCUCUCAUGCUUGAGGGCUGCAACAAACUAGCUGAUGCAGUCCAAGUGACUCUCGGCCCAAGAGGAAGAAAUGUUGUCAUCGACAAACAAUUCGGCGCUCCUAAAAUCACAAAAGAUGGUGUCACAGUUGCAAAGGAAGUCGAGCUCGCUGACAGAUAUCAGAACAUUGGUGCUCAGCUUGUAAAACAAGUAGCCAGCAGAACCAAUGAAAUCGCAGGAGAUGGGACAACCACUGCUACUGUUUUGGCAAGAGCCAUCUUCGCUGAAGGUGUCAAGUCAGUUGCUUCAGGAGUUAAUCCUAUGGGAAUCCGACGUGGUAUCUUGAAAGCAGUCGAUACAAUUGUUAAAGAUUUACAUAAGAGAUCAAUAAAAAUCAAUGACACAAAUUCCAUCCGCAACGUAGCCACUAUUUCAGCUAAUGGAGACACAGCUAUUGGAAAUUUGCUUGCAGAAGCCAUGGAUAAAGUUGGAAAAGACGGCACCCUCACAGUCCAGGACGGGAAGACUCUGCAUAACGAGCUCGAAGUUGUUGAAGGCAUGAGAUUCGACAGAGGAUACAUUUCUCCUUAUUUCGUGACUGACUCAAAAACACAAAAGGUCGAGAUGGAGAACCCUCUUAUUUUGCUGACAGACAAGAAAGUCUCUACCAUUCAGUCAAUUCUUCCACAUCUUGAAUUUGCCAUGAAGACUGGGAGAGCUAUUCUUAUCAUUGCUGAAGAUGUUGAAAGUGAAGUUUUGGCCACAUUGGUCGUUAACAAACUCAGAGGAGGCCUCAAAGUUUGUGCAGUCAAAGCACCUGGAUUCGGUGACAACAGAAAGAACACAUUAGUUGAUAUCUCAGUCCUCUGUGGAGCCAACCUUGUUUCAGAAGAAGUCGGAGUCACUUUGGAAUCUUCUGAGCCAACUGUUAUGGGAACUGCCAAGAAAGUUGUGAUUACCAAAGAUGACACCUUAAUUCUUGAUGGAUCUGGUGACAAAGAAGCAAUAAAGGAAAGAGUUGAACAAAUCAGACAGCAAAUUGAAAUCACUAAGAGCGACUAUGACAAGGAAAAACUCCAAGAGAGACUUGCUAAGCUUGUAGGAGGAGUCGCUGUCAUUAAAGUUGGAGGAGGAUCUGAAGUAGAAGUCGGAGAAGUCAAAGACAGAAUCACUGACGCCUUAAAUGCUACCAAAGCUGCAGUCGAAGAAGGAAUCGUUGUAGGAGGAGGUGCAGCUCUUUUAUACGCAUCAAAGAAGCUUAAAGCUAUCAAGAAAGAAUCAGACCCAGACGAACAAAUUGGCAUCAAGAUGGUCGAGAACGCUUGCAAGGUGCCUUUGAUGACAAUUGUUGAGAACGCUGGAAGAGACGGAAGCGGAGUUGUUGACUACUUGUUGGAGCUUGGCGACGAGUCCAUUGGGUAUGAUGCAGUCUCCCACGAGUACGUGAACAUGGUCAAAGUCGGCAUUGUGGACCCAACCAAGGUGGUUAGAACUGCUCUUGAAGACGCCUCAAGCGUAGCUGCUUUAAUGACAACCACUGAAGCCAUGAUUGUAGACAUCCCAGAAAAGGAGCCAGCACCUGCAGGCGGCAUGGGCGGUAUGGGCGGCAUGGGUGGCAUGGGAGGAAUGUACUAA
Messenger RNA from Blepharisma stoltei, 1704 nucleotides. NCBI's taxonomy places the organism in Eukaryota, Ciliophora, Heterotrichea, Heterotrichida, Blepharismidae. The record is from the annotation of a GenBank genome assembly.